Messenger RNA from Eruca vesicaria subsp. sativa (arugula), 1488 nucleotides. The record is from the annotation of a GenBank genome assembly. Lineage: Eukaryota; Viridiplantae; Streptophyta; Magnoliopsida; Brassicales; Brassicaceae.
GCGUCAUUGGCUUUACCGGUUUUGACUUGUGUGUGGGUUCUUCUAUCAUCUUUCUACUUUCCAUAAUUAGCAUGAAUCGAUCCUAACCGUCAUCUUUCGCCGGAAUAUACUCCCGACGCUCGAAAAGAAAUUAUGGGAUAUCUGGAUUUAGCGUUGUCGUAUUCGAACCCGACGCAGACAGUUGAAACUCCGGCGAGCGGCGGAGGUCUCAGCCAGAAUGGAAAAUUCAGUUAUGGAUAUGCGAGCUCAGCUGGGAAGAGAUCUUCUAUGGAAGACUUUUUCGAGACGAGGAUCGAUGGUGUUGAUGGUCAAAUCGUUGGUCUUUUUGGAGUUUUUGAUGGCCAUGGUGGAGCCAGAGCAGCUGAAUAUGUGAAGCGUCAUCUUUUCAGUAAUCUCAUCACUCAUCCAAAGUUUAUCUCUGACACCAAAUCAGCUAUAACUGAUGCCUAUAACCAUACAGACUCUGAACUUCUCAAGUCAGAAAAUAGUCACAAUAGAGACGCUGGUUCCACUGCCUCUACAGCUAUACUUGUUGGUGAUCGUUUGAUUGUUGCUAAUGUUGGUGAUUCAAGAGCUGUUAUCAGCAGAGGUGGAAAUGCCAUUGCUGUGUCAAGGGAUCAUAAACCUGACCAAAGUGAUGAGCGUGAAAGGAUUGAGAAUGCUGGUGGAUUUGUGAUGUGGGCAGGAACUUGGAGGGUUGGAGGAAUUCUUGCAGUUUCUCGUGCAUUUGGUGAUCGUCUUCUGAAGCAAUACGUUGUUGCUGAUCCAGAAAUCCAGGAAGAAAAGAUUGAUGAUUCUCUUGAGUUUCUGAUCCUAGCAAGUGAUGGGCUAUGGGAUGUUUUCUCUAACGAGGAAGCAGUUGCAAUGGUUAAGGAAGUUAAAGAUCCAGAGGAGUCAGCGAAGAAACUUGUGGGAGAAGCAAUAAAGAGAGGAAGUGCAGACAACAUCACAUGUGUUGUCGUCCGUUUCUUGGAGACAGGUCCAUCAAGCCACGUCAGCUCCUCGUCAUCCAAUGAAGCCAAUAUGUUGCUGCCGCCAGUUGGAGACCUCAAAAUCUCAUCCAGUGAAAGCAAGCAAGUUCAGAUCGACUCAGUGAAUAAACCAGAGAAUGUAGCGACUCGAAAACCAGUCCCUGCAAGUAGCUCAACCGAGGAAACGAACGUUAAUGGUUUAGUAGAUGAAAGUGGCUCCAGGCCGUGAAACACGCUUCUGAGGAGGUUCCAGAGGAGAGAUUAGUGACCGAUAAGGUAAAUAGCGUUGCUUCAAAGACAGCAAACAAAACUUACAGAUCCUUGACUGUGGUUGCAUUUAGGAUUUAUAUAUGUAUCUAAUGUGAAAUAUAUGUUUAUGAUUACUUCUACUUGUAUUUGGCUAUGUAUAGUUUAUCUUAUACAUUUGGAUAUGACUUUUCAUUUAGGUAUUUGAAUAUUGGUCUUCAAAAACAGAAUUUUCUUGAAGCUAAUAUCACAUUCAAACAGGUUUAAUUCA